GAACCCUAUCGUUUGUCCUUUAUUCUGCUCUCGUGUAUAAAGAAAAAGAGAGAGGCACGAAAACAACGAAAAAGAUCUAAUUCCCGACCCCAAGGAAGAACCCGCGAAGAGUCGAAUGCAUGGUGGUCGUCUCCUCCUCCUCCUCCUAAAUCUUCCCCCUUCGUCCAAGCGUCGCCGCGUCGCCUUCCUCCUCCUCUCUUCCAAAUCCCUCACUCUCUACUGGUAAAUCCCCAGAUUUCUUCACGCUGAGGGCCAGCUCGGUUGUUUUGAGCUUAGAAUUCGUAGGAAUUUGGUAGUGUUAGAGUUAGAAUUUGGGAUGGGGGCCUGGGUGUCGAGUAUGGAUGGGGGAGAGCGGCCGAUUGGGCUGGGGGACUUGCCGGAGAGUUGCGUGGCGGAGGUGCUGCUCCGACUUGAUCCGCCGGAGAUCGGGCGGUUCGCACGGCUCAGCCGCGCAUUCCGGGAGGCGGCGUCGGCGGAUUUCGUGUGGGAAGCAAAGCUUCCUAGUAAUUAUAGGUAUUUGAUGGAGAAGGCGCCGGGGGAGGAGAAUUCCAAGCAUGGGUUUGGCAAAAGGGAGAUAUUUUCGAAGCUCUGUCGGCCCAAUCGCUUUGAUGCGAACACCAAGGAAUUCUGGCUGGAGAAGUACACAGGUGGGUUUUGCAUGUUGAUCUCAUCAAAGGCGUUAUCAAUCACAGGGAUUGAUGAUCGGAGAUAUUGGAACUAUAUCCCUACCAAUGAAUCUCGAUUCCGCGCCGUUGCAUACCUUCAGCAAAUUUGGUGGCUUGAAGUCCGUGGAGAAAUCGAGUUCUGCUUUCCAGAAGGUACAUACAGCUUAUUCUUCAGGCUUCAUUUAGGCAGGACCUCCAAGCGACUUUAUCGUCGGGUCUGUAGCCAUGAGCACGUCCAUGGGUGGGACAUAAAACCUGUGCAUUUUCAUCUGUCAACUUCUGAUGGUCAGCAUGUCCAAACGAAGCGCUAUUUAGGUGAACCUGGGAGUUGGAUCCUCUACCAUGUAGGCGAUUUUGUUGUAAAGAACUCCAGUGCACCCACCAAAGUCAUGUUCUUAAUGAAUCAAAUUGAUUGCACGCACACCAAAGGAGGUCUUUGUGUGGACUCUGUGUUAAUAAGCCCCAAGGGGUUUAGACAGGAAAGAGUGGCACAUACUUCCAAGUAGGUUUGCCACACAAGAAGGGGGGGGGGGGGGGGGGGGGGGGGUGCGGGAUGUGGUGGAGGUUUAUUAAAUAGCAAAGUUAGAUGCAGAAGGUAGCUUUCUUUCCAUGGCAGAUUUUUGUAUGUACAUGUAUUCCCUUAUAUUACAGGGAUGAGGUAGAGUGAGGGGUUUCCUUUCAAGAUUUUGUAAAUGGGUCAUGUAAAUUUUAGACAUCAAUAUAUUUCUUGAUUAAAAAA
Molecule: messenger RNA, 1404 nt
Organism: Phoenix dactylifera (date palm)
Lineage: Eukaryota; Viridiplantae; Streptophyta; Magnoliopsida; Arecales; Arecaceae
Product: F-box protein PP2-A13-like
Molecular function (GO): protein binding
Source: RefSeq, a predicted model, not a curated record